AUGUCGAAAGAUAUUGCUUCCAUGAGAGAAAUACAACACAACCGACAACUCAUUAUGCAAGCUCUAAAUAAGAACACAACAAACUUUUCAAACUAUUCUAAGAUAUCUGAGUCAUUGAAAGAAGGAAACUUAAAACUGACAUUAAACCCAAUGACAGAUGAGUUUCUAUUUCAAGACAAGAAGAACAAUACUGUCUGUAUAAAUCCAACAAAAGGAACUUUAAACGAGAAACCUAUAAAUGAACUUCUUUUGAAAGCAGAUGUUGACAACAAAGCUGACAAAGAAUAUGUAAACGAUGCAAUAGCAAAAGAAGAAGAAAGAGCUAACAAUGCUUAUGCAACAAAAGAACAUACUCAUCCUGAACUAGCAGACAAAACAUAUGUUGACAAUAAAAUGUCAAGUGAAGUGACAAGAGCUGAAAACGAAUAUUCUAAAAAGACUCAUACACAUUCUAUAUCUGAAAUAACAGACUUACAAGAAACCUUAAACAGUAAAAGUGCCGUUGGACAUACACAUACCAUUGCAAAUAUUACAAACUUACAAGAAACCUUAAACAGGAAAAGUGACGUUGGACAUACACAUACAUCUUCUGAAAUAACAGACUUAAACGUUAGCCUUGAAAAGAAAGCAGACAAGAACCAUACACAUAAGUCCUUCACAACUGUUGGUAUAGAAAGUAUUGAAGGAACGGUUGAAGAAACUGGUGGGGAUGUAUUAUAUUGGAAACCUCCUAACUUUCCACAAGGUUUAACAUCGGAUGACGACAUAACGACGAUGGGAAACAUUAGAUGUAAAGAUGUUUAUGUCAUGAAGGAUGAACAUAAUAUUAAAUUCACUGCUCAAGAUUUAUAUGACAAGAAAGCAGACAAAACAGAGCUUCAAACAUUAAAGACUGAAAUACUUCAAACAUUAUAUCCUAUAGGCUCUAUUUAUACGUCAAUGAACUCUACCAGACCAGAAGUAGUACUUGGUUUUGGAACUUGGACUCAAAUAGUCGACAGGUUUUUGUAUUGUGCAAACUCUUCAAAGGAAACAGGUGGAAGUAAAACGAUUUCAGGUGAAAAUUUACCUGCACACAGUCACUACAUAGAUUUAAGUACAUCUCAAGCAGGUUGGCAUAAGCAUAGAUAUUGUGAUUGGCACGCAAUGAUAAAAGGUAAAGGAUAUGAUGUUAAAGACAACGUUCAGUUUGCUAUAGAUUGUUACUGGAGUAACACUGAGGGAGGAGGAAACCAUACACAUCGCGUUACAGGAUAUACACAAACAACGGGACAAAGUAAAGACUACAUGCCACCUUACAUGACAGUUUACGCAUGGUAUAGAAAUGCUUAG
Molecule: messenger RNA, 1332 nt
Organism: Trichomonas vaginalis G3
Lineage: Eukaryota; Parabasalia; Trichomonadida; Trichomonadidae
Product: phage tail repeat-like family
Exons: 1
Coding region: 1-1332 (443 amino acids)
Source: RefSeq, a predicted model, not a curated record